AUGAAUUAAUAAUUCUAAAUUGAUGACAUUAUUCUUGCUCCUGGUUUAUCAAUCAAAAUAAGGAAUACUAUAUAAUUUAAACAUGGAUAGGAUGGAUUCCAUUUAUGGGAAGUAAUUUAAAAGAUUUUACAUUAUAUAAGGCAGGCAUUGUAUUGACGAGAUACGUGUAUUAUAAUAUUAUGCCCUCAAAAUAAAUAUUUAUGGAUUUAGGAACUGGAGUAGGAAUUACAGGGAUUCUUAUAUCUAAAUACACUAGAGUCAUUAUGACAGAUUAUAAUUAAGAUGUUUUGGAUAAUGCAUGGAUGAAUGUAAAAUUAAAUUAAUCACCAUGUAUUCUAAUGUAAUUGGAUUGGAGAAAUCAUAAUAAAAUAAGUUUCUAAGUAGAUUUAAUUGUUGGAAGUGAUUUAGUUUAUUCAGGUGCACCCUUGUAUGACUUAUAUUAAACAAUAGUUAAAUUAUUAAGUAAGUUAUAAUUGUAUUUUAGAAUAAGAUGGGAUAUUUUAUUUGAUAAUACCAAGUAAUAGAAUGUGUACAUCUGAAUUUAUAGAUAUUAUGAAUUCUGAAGGAUUAUUUGAAAUUAGAAAGGAAUUGUUAGAAGAUGAAAAAUAUUAUUAGCCUUGUUUAUUAGAUCGUGAAUAAUCUCAUCAAUUGUAUCCUGGUUUAAAAGAACUUAAAUUUUAUAUGUAUAUAUUUAUUAAGAAGUGA
Messenger RNA from Paramecium pentaurelia, 705 nucleotides. The record is from the annotation of a GenBank genome assembly. NCBI's taxonomy places the organism in Eukaryota, Ciliophora, Oligohymenophorea, Peniculida, Parameciidae.